CGCGCGCAUAAAUUCAACCGACCAACCUUCUCAUGAUCAGUCAAUCGUUGGAACGCGAUUUGUGCGGAAGUUCCCCGUAACGUAACAUAAGUGUAUACAUCGCGAGACUUUUGGAUUCCCAAAGAUCCAUACAAAUAAGUGAAAAUGGCCGAUUCUACAAAAAUUGAACAUAACCCAAAAAUUCUCUCUGGGCCCGUGUUGACCAACUCUCCGAAUGCGGUUCUGUCAAAAACUUUGUUGAGUAGAUACCAGGACCUUCCCCUGGAUGCUGACCAGAUUCUCGCCACCUAUAUCUGGAUCGACGGGACUGGUGAACAUCUGCGUUGUAAAGACAGAACUAUCAACUUUUUACCAAAAGUGCCUAAAGAUCUCCCCGUUUGGAACUACGAUGGCAGUUCGACCGGGCAGGCAGAAGGGCACAAUGCUGACACGUACUUGGUGCCCCGCGCUAUUUAUAAAGACCCAUUCAGACGGGGUAAUCACAUCCUCGUCAUGUGUGACACAUUCAAAUACAAUAUGGAACCAACAGAAUCAAACAACCGAAUAAAGUGUCAGGAAGCGUACGACCAAUGCAAGGAUGAAGAGCCCUGGUUCGGUAUAGAGCAGGAGUACAUUUUGCUCGAUGCUGACUUGAGGCCGUUCGGCUGGCCCCCUGGCGGAUGUCCACCACCGCAGGGGCCCUACUACUGCGGAGUCGGAGCUAACAAAGUCUUCGCAAGAGAUCUUGUUCAGGCCCAUUAUAUCUGUUGCCUGUAUGCCGGAGUUCCAGUAUCUGGCACGAACGCUGAAGUGAUGCCUUCUCAAUGGGAGUUUCAAGUCGGUCCCUCAGUGGGAGUGACUGCUGGCGACGAUUUGUGGGUAGCUAGAUACAUCUUGCAUCGACUGGCCGAGGAGUACGGAGUUAUCGUCACCUUUGAUCCAAAACCAGUAGACGAUUGGAACGGCUCUGGUGCUCACACCAACUUUUCGACAAAGAAGAUGAGGGAAGACAACGGUAUUAUUGAAAUAGAGAAAGCCAUCGAUAAGUUAUCGAAGGCGCACAUGAAGCACAUAAAAGUAUACGACCCUCGCGGUGGGAAGGACAACGAGAGACGUCUCACUGGACUCCACGAGACUGCCAGCAUUAACGACUUUAGUGCAGGUGUUGCUAAUCGUGGUUGCAGUAUCAGGAUUCCUCGUAAUGUUGCUGCAGAUAAGAAGGGUUACUUGGAGGACCGGCGUCCGGCGUCAAACUGUGAUCCGUACUCUGUAAUCAACGCACUCAUGCGCACCUGCGUAUUGAACGAAUAACAAAAAUUACGGUGACCAAAGUGUUAGCUAGCCCAUGCUAUUACUGUGACAUCUGUCAUAUCAAGUCUUAUUCACCUGUCAUAGCUGUGUCACCAUAUCACAUCUACAGUCAAACGUGUUGAGUCUUUUUACGAGAUAUUCGUUUUUAUACAUUUAUAUUAGGUAUACCGUAAAAUUAAUAUUAAAAAUAACUAGAAUCCACUUUACGACGCUUUAAAUAUAAUAUUAGCGUAGAUGCUACAUCCUGCCUUGAAAACAUUUUAAAUGGAAUUUUUUAAUAAUAGGAAGCCUGUAUUUGCAUAAAAUUGGUAGUUUGAUGUGAGCUCUGUUUAAAAUAAUACAUGAAAGCUAGCACAAAGGACCACAUUUUAAUCUAUUAUAAUUAUUAAUUGAUAUACCUAGAGAUAUUUCUACGAAUAUUAUGUGAUAUUUAAACUUUAAUCGUUAUUUUCGUGUUAUAGUUUAUUCAUAAAGAAAUAACCGCAUAUCAUGAUUCGGAUAGAUAGAUAGAUAAAUUGGUUAUUCAUAUAUCAAAUAAAAUAUUAAAUAUUAAAACUACUAACAUGUAUACGAUGAUUUUGUUAAUUUACACUCACUCAUUAUGGGUCACUCACUAUUCUUUCUACAAUCAUUUUAAAUUGUAAUAAAUUUAAAUUGUAAUAAAUAUAUAUCCUGGAUAUCUUGUGUACGGUUUGGCAUAAUAUGUAGUAUAAAUUGUUUCAAUUGACAGAUAGUUCACAGUACCUACUGAUAAUGUUUGCGAUCAUCACACAAUUAUGAAUUAUAAUUAUGUAAGAUGAUUAUCUCUCGCUUUCGACUCAUUCAGAUAAUUCUACGUAAUAUUUGAUAAGGUUAGUUUCCAUAGAGCUUUUUUCUAACAAAGUCAUCGAGUAGUGAUAUUUACACAUUGUCAAAUUAUUUUAGUUAGUAAUGAGAUGUUAAUUAUAUUAGAGUUUUGACCAGAGAUUUUCAAAUCUAAGUAUUAAUUAUCUCUUAAUUAAAACCUGGUUAAAACUCGCAUAGUCUAAGGCACAAUAUGGCGCAAUAAUUUAGAUUUAAUAAUAUUCUAGGGCUAUAUAUUAUGGAUUGACAGCUAGAAUUGUUUUAAAAUGGAAUGUUUCAUAGGUUGAACUCCUGAAACUCAAACAGUAGGUAGUUGCUGUAAAAAUUGGCAACAAAAAGCUGCCGUAUUUUGAGAAUUUUUCUUAAUCAAUUAACUGGAUUCCUAGCAACUCUGAUUACCAUCCAACUCCUUAAAUUUGACUAGAAUGUAACGUAGUUUUGGUCUUAUUUUUUAACUAAAUAAAUAUUAUGUAAUACUUCGAUUAAAUAUAGAUAUUCGCGUUUUAAUUACUUGGAUGGAAUAUAGGUACCCAAUAAUGAAAUUUCACUUUAAUGUCAGACGGUCAGACCUAGAAAUGGAAUUGAAAAUGUUUUAUUCGAUUAAAUUUUUAUGAGCAUGUUAUUAUGAAAUGUUAAACAAAUAAAUAUUGUUGUAUGAAA
Leptidea sinapis is the source of this 2793-nucleotide messenger RNA. Its product is annotated as glutamine synthetase 2 cytoplasmic-like. Bases 145 to 1290 code for a protein of 381 amino acids. The transcript has 8 exons. Gene Ontology annotation, cellular component: cytoplasm. Gene Ontology annotation, molecular function: glutamine synthetase activity. Lineage: Eukaryota; Metazoa; Arthropoda; Insecta; Lepidoptera; Pieridae. The record is from RefSeq and is a predicted model, not a curated record.